Klebsormidium nitens is the source of this 4722-nucleotide messenger RNA. NCBI's taxonomy places the organism in Eukaryota, Viridiplantae, Streptophyta, Klebsormidiophyceae, Klebsormidiales, Klebsormidiaceae. The record is from the annotation of a GenBank genome assembly.
AAUCUUCAGAUUGACGAUAUAGCAUUCAAGGAGCGCUGUUGGCAGUUACCAAGCACCCCGCACAUGUCAGCUGCCGGCCCAAAGGGUGCGUCACAGAUUGUGCAUGGACCCUCGCCGCGCAAGGUCCUCUACAUUCCUGCUGUUUGGUAACCAGAUUUUGCGUCCCUGGCCGCAUGCGCGAGCUUGUACGAGGAUUGCUUUAGCUUGAUUUGCUUCAGCUGAAAUGCUGAACGCCAAGGAACAAUGCAAUGGUGGCGUCCAACCGUAUCUCUUCUCAGAGCAUCUCUGGUGUAAUUGUAAGCGCGUUACCACAUCUGUACUAGUGCAUCAACCUCCCUAAAAAACUUUCCCAAGUGGACUGCUGCCAACCAGGCUAUGAGGAAAGUUCUGCAUUUGGGACACCCUCUUGGGGCGCUAUGAAAGUUGGUCAGCAUUUGCGCCUCAGCAUUUGCCCCCAUAGAGUUUCAAUCUAGAAAUUGACAAGAGAAGCCCAAUUGGCCCCUCCGCGUCGUGUCCUGAUGGCAUUCGCUUUAGGAAGUCCAAGAGGAUAUGCCCCGAGCUUCAGCUCAGCUUAUACCAACACACCCUUGAGGCGCACCGCCAGCUCAUCAGCGGGGGCUGGUCCCGGGCCGAGCGAUCUCUAUGUGUCUCACAACUGCAAUGCUGCUACCAGAGGCGGCACCCAUGCAUGGCCGGGACAAACAUUCUCUUUUGACAAGGGAGUGGGAUGGGUCCAAUCAACUUUGCUGGCUUUGGGUUCCUCUGGGAAGGGAACUGGAGACCGGCGGGGGCACGCGAGGGGGGUCUGGCUGAGGCCUUGCGGAAGAGCCACCAUUCCGGUGCGUGCUGCGUUUGAAAGGGAAAACGAGCGGAGCGGCGGCUCUUAUUCCGAAAGCGUCGUGGGCAAGAAAUCCUCCAAAAGCCAAGCUACACACGCAGAGGAAUUCUCUCACACCAAGGAAAGCAGGAGUGACUCGGACGCGGAACACGCCUUGUCCUCAGAGGUGCUGCCCCCUCUAGUUCCAUCCGUUGCAUUGUUGACGACCCACGAAGCGAAAUGUGGAGCUGGACCUGUGGAAGCAGACUCGGCGGACGAGCAGCCCUCCAACGACGAGGCCCGUCAAAGGAGCGAGAGUCAACUUCUUGGAAGAAACGAUUCAACGGAGGAGUUCUUGACGGCCGGGCGAGAGAAGCCCACGGUCAAAAGCAAAGCACCCCGGUCGGAGGAGGGGACUGAUGCAUCAGGGUUCCGGGGUGGUCCGCUUGAAAGCUGGGCGGAACCGGACACGGGUACGUCUGCAGAACUUACUACAGGCGAGAGCAGUUUACUAGAGCGGGGUGAAUCUUUUCCGGAGGCCGGGGAAAGCCAGGGCACGGCGGCCGCAGAGGAACGGAUGGGCGGUCAUCCCGGGCUCCAUCCGUCGGUUUCUGCCGCGAGUGACGCGGAAAGGGAACCCGAAAGCUUUGGGAAAGGGUUGAGAGUGGUAGCGAUUGACGAAGUGAGCUCAGAAACGAGUGAGGGAGGGGGGAUGACAGUCGCUCCGGGCAAGGGGAGAAGCGAUUCAGCGGAAGGGGGCAGAGACAGAGCGGGAAGCGGAAUGAGGACAAACGGAAAUGAGGAAGCGCUAGAGGGCGCAGAGAGUCUGCAGAAUGUCGACUCCGGUGAAAGUUCAGCAACGGAACCGGAGCGGAUGCGGGGACUUGUUGCAGACGACGGCGAGCAAACGAAACAUGGCACGGAAGAAGGAAGUGAGGGGAGGAUCGUUCCAGAACCGUGGAGCGGAGCAGAAACACCAGGGAUGGUGCCCGGAACGGCCGGAACGGAGACAGCUGGCGAGCAGACGGCACCCAGCACGGAGUCGGCUAACAAGAGCGGUUUCGAUACUCAAGCCCCAGACCAGACCAUUCCUGCGGACGUCCAAGACUGGAUCGAUUCGGACGUCGUUUUCAGCCCCUACCGCGCUGCGCCCCUUCCCGACCUCUCCCACUCGUACGAGGCCUUCUGCAAGGAGCGCGGAAUGGUGCCACGUGGCGGCAAGCGACCGGAGAAGAUCGUCUCGAGAGCGCUGCUGACGUCAUCUCCGGACGUACGGAAGUCGUACAUGGGCGGGCCGCGGGCUGGGUACCGGGGCGUCCGAAUUAGGGACCGCCCAUUAAGUGCGGGAGCCAAAAAAGGGGGGAGUAUAAGCGAUGAUCUGGACACGUGGGCACGUGCCUGCCUGGAAGUGUGCCCGGGGCACGUAACGCCCGUGAGCGGGGCAGGCAGCUUGUUACAGUCAUACGAGAGGUUCUUCGGGGGAGACGGCGCGAAGGAGCUCUUCAAGCUGAACGUUUUCGGGAGCACCUUGGAGAGGACGCUGACGUCACUCGAUGCGUCAGUGGUGGAGAAGACGCGCAUUCCGGGGCACUCGGUGCUGGAGGGAGUCGGGCUGAAACGGAACGGAUCCGGCGGAAGGGAGGGGCCUGGCGGAACGCCUCCGCCAACGAAGGACGCGAAAGAACCUGUGUCGAAGCGGGCUAGACAUGUGGAGACGGGGGAAGGGAACGACGAGACGAAAAGGGGGUCAGACAGUAAUGUUCGCCCAGAUCCGAGGUGCUCCAACAAGCUCUACAAGUUCUUUGAGAAAGCUGGGCAAAAGAGGAGCGUUAAAGACGCCGGGCAUAAUCGGGAUAAGAGGGGCGCGGAUUCCGGCAGUCAGUUGGCGGAACGCCGGACCCGCGAAGCUGACAACGGGGAGCUGGGUCUGGAAAGAAUCGGUGAACUAUUUUCUUCGGCGAGGCGAUAUGUGGAUACAAUCGGAGAAGCAAUUGACGAGGCUAGAGACGCCAGAACGGGUCGCAGAGCCGAGGUCCCGUCCGCAGGAGCUAGGGGGGUGAGCGGAGCAGUCUCCUUCGAGGAACUGGUCGGUAAGCUGACGUCAGUCGGCGACCGCGCCACGUCACGCGCGGUGGAGGCGUACAACGAUGCGGUGCUACAGGCGGACGCGGGCGCGGCCGCGCUGCGCGCCGCGACGUCCGCGUUCGCGGCCGCGGCUUCGGCUGUCCAUGCGGACGUCCAAGAUUUGGAGGACAAGAAGAGGGAUCUGAACGCGGACCGCGAGGCGUACGCGGGAAGCGUGAGAGCGCUUAUGAACACCCGAAAGAUGCUCGGAGAUCUGGUUUUGCAGGAUGCGGCGGGAAAUGCGGGAAAAGGGGCCGGGGCAAGCGACCGGGGAACACGUGGACGGCGGUCCGGAGAAACGGAAGCUGUGGAGAGAGGGAGAGAGAAUCAUGCCGGUAGUGAAAGCGACGGUAUGGGAGCGGAAGCGGAAAGGAAGGCAGAGGGGAGUAAAGAGGCCAGUGCGGCGGAAGGAGAGGGCGACACGUGGCACAAGCAGAGUGACACAGAUGUGGAAGUUCCGGCGGCGGAAAGUGAAGCCGUGGCGGAAGCUUUGCGGGUGGCGGCGGAAGCGCCGUUCGUGGUGCGCGCGGCGGAGAUCGCCGUCGCGGCCGCGAAUGUGGAGGGUUUGGGGGGUUUGGAUGCAAAACAGUCAGGCAGGGAGUCCAAGAAGCGAGUGGCUACGAAUCGCGAAGCUCAGAGCCAAAAGGUAGAUGGAAGCGUCCAGGAGAUGCAAACGGAAGGGACAGCAAGGAAUUCUGGUAAUGCAUCGGGAGGCUCAGAGAGCGACACCAACAGCAGGCGGAGCAGAAAAAGGAACCCGUCUUUCGAAUUUUCUGAGAAGCGAGAUUUGGCGAGCGCAAGCGGUUUUCACCGUCCGGGAGGCGUGGGACGCGAUGCACAGGGUUCAACGGAGCGGCUCAAAAAGGAGGGGAGGGGAGCGGAACUGGAGCCGGAACCGGAAGCAGAGCGUGACACCGGAAAAGGAGAGCGGAAUCUGUUGUGGGCUGCUGUCGAGAUGGCGCGGGAGGACUCCGAAGAGGGGCUAGAGGAUUUUGGAGCUGCGGUUCGGCAGGGGUUAAGGGCGGCUUUAAGCGCCGACACAAUCCUCCGUGUUAUGGAGAAGAUUCAACGCGUUCUGGAGGUGAAACCUGGGGAGGGGGAAUCGGGACGUGGAGAGAAGGGGUUACAGGAAACAGGCGGCGAGACCCACAAACGGCAGUUUCGUUUGGAGGACGAUAGGACCAUGCUGACGCGAGCAAAUGCGUCAGCGGAGUUCAAAGGCCCGGAUCUGAAGCAGAAGACGGAGGAGAGUGACGAGUGGAAGGAGGGACCGGAUUCCGAGAGCGGACUAGUAGCGGUGGAUAAACAGGACGUUCAUGAAGUCAGACCUGCUCCUUUGGUUCAGAAGUUAGAGGGGCGUAAAACCUGGAUAAAGCAGGGAAUAUAAUCAUCUGCGCCAAAAGCGCGGAUUUGACGCCUUUUCUGGCUAGCUCGAUGUCUCUGGUCAUAGAAGCGGGCUGGCAGUCAGCAAAUGCUUGUCCCCUUUCGCGACUGAAAGAUUGAAGGCAAUGAGAUAAAGUUAGGAUGCUGGUGGUACUUCUAGAAAGCUACGACGUGUGUUUGUACAGCGAGAGAAUAGUGAGGCGCGAGCUGAAACAGAGUCGGCCACAUGACUUGAGAUGUACAGUACGUCGAGGUCCGGUUCUCAAGAACAGAGGGUCUGUAGCUCGAGGCAGGGGUCCAUGAAGGGCCGGAGGGGUUGACGUCGACUGGCAAUUGUAUCUAGGAUCGGGUUAGUGCACCCUUCUGCACCUGUAUAUCAAGCGGCAAAAAGCCGCAUC